GUCUAAGGGGCGGAAACGAUGCUAAAAACAUUAGCGACUCUCGGGGUUUUGUGUUGGUGUUUUGACGCUUAGUUUCUAAUAGACACGGAUUAAAAUCGUGUUUUUGGACCCUCGGGUAUCCGUUCACACAGCGUGUGAAUAAAAGAAAGCGUUUAAACGUGUUAAUUACGUGUUGUUCAGGUGGCUCGUUAGCUAACAAGCUAGCUAGCUGUUUAUCUCCAAGUGCAGGUCAUCCAAAAUGGAUGACAGUAAGAUGCUUAGCGGAAAGGUGAAGAAACCGGGCAAGCGUGGGCGAAAGCCAGCUAAGAUCGACCUGAAGGCAAAGCUGGAACGCAGCAGGCAGAGCGCGCGAGAAUGUCGAGCCAGGAAGAAGCUACGCUACCAGUACCUGGAGGAGCUGGUGUCCAGCAAAGAGAGAGCCAUCUGUGCCCUGAGAGAAGAACUAGAGAUGUACAAGCAGUGGUGCAUUGCCAUGGACCAGGGAAAAAUCCCGUCUGAAAUCAAAGCUCUCCUAACCGGGGACGAUCAGAAAGGCUCGCAAAGCAGCAGCACCACCAAAACCCCCAAAAACGGCAAAUACAACUCAUCAGGCAUCAGCCAGAGCAAGUCGACUUAGAUUCCACUUAAAGACUUGUGUUAAAAUAUACAGUCCAGCUCGCUGCAGGCAUGGAGGAAGUGAUUAAUGUAGAGCUGCCCAGACUGGUGUAUAUGAAGGAUGAAGGAGCAGAGCAGCAGUCACACACAGUACAAACAGGGGCUUAUUGGGGUUUUGUUGGAGGAAUCUGGGUAAUGAACACUAAAUCACUUCAACUCCACAGUAUUCACCUGGUAACAAACAUCAUUAUUUUCUUACCGUCUCAGAUUUCGAAGGUUAUAGGUGAGGCAGGUCAGAAAGCGAAUGUAGAGAGAAGGCACUGGUCUAAGCACUUUAACAAAUCUUUUUUGAAGAUUUUGCAGAGCACUGGGUUAAAGUUCUUCAUUCUUUUGCGUGAAGCCAAGUUAUUUCGUAUGUGUGUAUUUCCUACUGAAACAUAACGCACUUUCCUUUUUAUCCAUCCACAUCUGUAAAGCGUGGAUGUUUUAGUCACUAUAAGCAUCUGAUCUGUCAUCUGUCUACUGUCUGUACAUUUUACCAUCAGAUACUCAGAUGUAUGUAUUACAUUAACACCUACACUUACACUUCUGCUCUCUCUUUUUAUUUCUGUCUCUCUGUCUCUUUCUCUCUCUCUCUCUCUCUCUCUCUCUCUCUCUGUUACAAUCUGCAUUAAAUAUUAGUGUGUAUGUAAGAAAACGUUUCAGAACAAGUUCUCAUUAAAACUCAUACAGAAUAAAGAAUCAUGUUAAUUAUCAUGUCGUGCGAUCUUAACUUGUCAAUUAACUAAACCAAUGUUUUUAUUUUUUAAGUAGGCAUAUUCCACCCAGAUCAUACAGAAAGAAAGAAUUAGUUCAUAAAUGAACUCUUUGUACAAAACCAAAACCAAAAAACAGUAGCUCGGAUUUAACGCUAAAGUAUUUUGGACACCAUGAAUAAUUUGAGCUGUUUAUUUAAACAAUAAAAAAAAAAACUGUUCAGAUCGAUAAUAAUGUUCUGUAGAACAGUGACGCAUUUUUUUUUCUCCAUUUCCUGCCUGUCCAUUUCCAUUAAUGUCAUUAUUUUGCACAGAAAGAUAUGGAUAUUUUUAUAUUUAUGUAUAAAGUAUGUAUAGAACUGUUGGCAAAAGCUGAAACUAUUUGUCUAUGUAACAAAAAAUAUGUAUAAUAAAGAUGUGCAAUUGCUUAGCGUAAA
Messenger RNA from Tachysurus vachellii, 1786 nucleotides. It is a transcript of the gene crebl2, whose product is annotated as cAMP responsive element binding protein-like 2. Gene Ontology annotation, cellular component: nucleus. Lineage: Eukaryota; Metazoa; Chordata; Actinopteri; Siluriformes; Bagridae. Gene Ontology annotation, molecular function: DNA-binding transcription factor activity. Gene Ontology annotation, biological process: regulation of DNA-templated transcription. The record is from RefSeq and is a predicted model, not a curated record.